Silurus meridionalis is the source of this 387-nucleotide messenger RNA. It is a transcript of the gene pet117, whose product is annotated as protein PET117 homolog, mitochondrial. Lineage: Eukaryota; Metazoa; Chordata; Actinopteri; Siluriformes; Siluridae. Bases 133 to 387 code for a protein of 84 amino acids. Gene Ontology annotation, biological process: mitochondrial respiratory chain complex IV assembly. The record is from RefSeq and is a predicted model, not a curated record. The transcript has 2 exons. Gene Ontology annotation, cellular component: mitochondrion.
CAAAGCGGAAAGUAGGGCACUACGUGUCGGAAAAGCGGGCAUUUGGAAGGCGUCUUGGUCGUCGCGGUGCCGGAGCGAGUCGAGGGUGCUAAGCCAGCUGCAGUGUCCCUGUCCCGUAAUGUCCUUUUCGCGAUGUCUACGGCUUCUAAAGUAGUUCUCGGGUUAUCCGUAGUACUGACUGUGGGCACCGUGGCUGGAGUGCACUUCAAGCAGAAUUGGGAGAGACAGAGGCUGCGAGAGGGGGUGCUGCGAGAUCUGGAGCGUGUGGAGAGGAAGCGUGAGAACCAGCGAGCCCUCGAGGAGCAGAUCCGCUUGACAAAAGACUUUGUGGCACGCAGAGAGCAGCAGGACGCUGCCGAGACGCCCAGUGGCGCUCAGGGUUCCUGA